This is a messenger RNA of Triplophysa rosa, 10681 nucleotides long. It is a transcript of the gene znf704, whose product is annotated as zinc finger protein 704. The transcript has 9 exons. Gene Ontology annotation, cellular component: nucleus. NCBI's taxonomy places the organism in Eukaryota, Metazoa, Chordata, Actinopteri, Cypriniformes, Nemacheilidae. The record is from RefSeq and is a predicted model, not a curated record. Gene Ontology annotation, molecular function: RNA polymerase II cis-regulatory region sequence-specific DNA binding; DNA-binding transcription factor activity. Gene Ontology annotation, biological process: regulation of transcription by RNA polymerase II. The coding region runs from base 734 to 2239 and encodes 501 amino acids.
CGCGAGCGAGUGGAGGCGUGUGUGUCGACAGCCAAUCCGAGUUUACACUGGCCGCGCGAGCGCACAUGUUUACAGGCGACAUUCCGCCGGUACAGCUACUGCAUCUGGAAAACCCGGAUAGAUUUCACGAAGCGGACUGUUUUUCGUACGACAUCCGAUUUGCGGCAAACGAGGAUAAAGUUGCACAUUGCAAACACGCACACAACGGUGGAUGCGAUAGUUAGUUUUCCCAGAUUCAUCUAACUUCUCCGUGUUUAAUCGUCGUCGGUUUAUCGCGUAAAUGUCCGCGGUUUGCAUUGUGCAAGAAACAUUACGUUUGUCGAUCCGAAUCUCGCGCUCCGCUCCUCGUUUUCCACAGCCCGCCAGCUUUAAGGGAACGGCAAGGAAAACAAACAGGUCGACAGAAGAAAGAUAUCGGUUGCCGGUCGGUCGGACGGACGCAGAGGUUAUCAAGAAUAAAUCGCUCGUUUGUAUGUUGUAACGGUGCACCGGUCCCACGUCCUGAACGUGCAAGUGCACGCCAGCGCGACCGUACAUGAACGCGGAUCAAGCGGUAAAAUACGCGGAUGCGCUCCAGAUCUGUGAAAAUGUCGUAUUAUUCGUUCGUUCGACGCGUGAUCAUAUUUGCAGAGAGCAAGGUCUGCGCGUUCGCGUUUUGUGACAUUUCCUGUUUCUAAAUCAACAUUGCUGCACAGCGUGAUAAUACUUGGAGGAUUUCACUGAUACGUGAACUAUGCAUUCUCGGCGACUGGUAAAGCGCUCGGUUAUUGGGAGCCGCGUGUACGCGCCGGGUUUAACGGGAGACGCGGCAACGCUCACGGGAGUCAUCCAGGCUGUCAAACAGGACAACAGAGAUGCUGCAGCCGGUCAUCGGCGCAACGUGUACACGGUUCUUAUGCAAGACGGCAGCUUGAACGAGUACACGGAGGAGGAGAUCGCGCAGAUGACUGCGAAAGCACCACUAAAGUCGAGUUUAAAGAGCACCUGUAAUGGUGGCCAGCGGGACGGGCCCACGGGAGGUCAGAAUGGAGGAGUGCAGAGGGGGGAGGCGCCCUGUCUCAGUCCCGAGAGCGUGGAGGAGCCACGGUUACUGGAGCACAAGCGGACGGGACGAGCGAUGGAGCAAGAGAAGGAAACUACCCGCUCUGUUUCUCUGCUGGAGCAGAAACGAAAGGUGGUCUCGUCCAGCAUCGACGUACCACAAGUCAGGAAGUCAGAGGAGGAGGUUGAUAUGGACAAGGUGACAGCUGCCAUGGUGUUGACCAGCCUCUCCACGAGUCCUCUGGUGCGCAGUCCUCCUGUAAAAGUCAGCGAAGGUCUAAACGGUUCGUGGAAGGAUGGAGGCUUCACCCCGUCCAGCUACAGCAGCAGUGGAUAUUGGAGCUGGAGCGCACCCAGCGACCAGUCGAACCCGUCCACGCCCUCCCCGCCCCUGUCCGCCGACAGCUUCAAACCCUUUCGGAUGCCCAGCCUCAACGGCCCGCCGGACGACAACAUCAACGAAGACGACGGGAACAGCCUGCUGUUCGACGAACCCAUCCCCCGCAAACGCAAGAACUCCAUGAAGGUGAUGUUCAAGUGUCUGUGGAAGAACUGCGGGAAGGUCUUGAGUACGGCUGCUGGGAUCCAGAGGCACAUUCGAACCGUCCACCUUGGGCGGAACUGUGACUCAGAGUGCAGUGAUGGUGAGGAGGAUUUCUACUACACUGAGAUUAAACUCAACACAGACUCAGUGGCCGACGGUUUGAGCAGCCUGUCUCCCGUCUCCCCGUCUGUGCUGUCCCCCCCACCGACUCUGGACCAGAGACCGCCGGACGGGACCAACGGAGCGAAGAGCGAAAACAGCACCACCACCCCUCUCAGUCGCUCCGCUCCUAGUGCACUCUACCUAGUGCACGCAGACCACGCCUACCAGGCCACCGCCCCAGUCACCAUCCCCUCCACCAGCACCACUGGCUUCACCCCAUCCAGCAGCAGUUUCAGUAUCUCCUGGCAGUCCCCACCUGUCACAUUCACUGGCACUUCUGCUUCACCAACCCACAGCCGGACGCAGGGCUCGGGGGAACAGCGCUCUCAGACCAUCGCAGUGAUCUCAUCUCCCCCCAGAGCCGCAGGCUCACUCAGUAGGAAGUCACGUGGUGAGGGGAAGAAGUGUCGUAAGGUCUACGGGAUGGAGAACAGAGACAUGUGGUGCACGGCCUGCCGUUGGAAGAAAGCCUGCCAGAGAUUUGUCGACUGAAACAGCUGGGACAUGUACACAGGGUGGGCUCUCCUUGCAUGCACAGCAUAAUGACAAACUUUCCUUUUCUUUGUUACUGACCACAGCCCCACCCUGCUUCACCCUAAACCCAUGAGGACUCAGGGGUCAAACCCCUCAUACCUUCACUCUCAACAGACGCACUGUCUCUUUCUCUCUCUUUGAAGAUUCCCAACUCUCCCUUUGAGGCGAAAUGCUUUGCACUGCAAAAAAAGGAAAACCUUUCAAGUGAUUUAUCUCUUUUUGUUUGUGUUUGAUAUAUAAAGUGUUCUAGUCAGUUCCUGGAGGACCAGCCAUGGCAAGACCAGCUGCUGUCCGAACUUUUUAAAGAGUUGAAUACUCUCUUUGAGACUGAGAAAAUGGAGCAGGGAUGUUUUUUAUGGGCACGUCAGUUUUUCUCCCGCCCAUUUUACUAAAGGUUAAGGGUUGGACAGCCCGAAAACCCUGCUUCUCUUCAAGAAUGUACCACCACAGGGGUUUGCUUUAGGGUUGGCGACUAGACGGCUCUCCUGAAUAGGAAUUCAUCAAUGCAAAAAAAAAGAUACGGCAGGCAAAAUGGAUUGGUUUUAUUCCAAUAGGACGUUUCUUUCAGGGAUGCGAAAAGUACCAGCAGUUAGAUUUAACAGCAGAGAACUCAGUGGUUUUCGUCACAGGAAUAUCUUCUUGCUACCAAAAAGGGUUUUUUUACGUGCCAUUUUUUUGCUUUUGUGUGUAACUGACUACACAAUAAAAGACGUUCAUUCAACUCCGUCGGCACAGACUCGCGCCGGAACUGCAGCCGGCGGAGAAACAAACUUAUACGAGAGCCAUACGCAAACCCACAACUCUGCGAAACGCUUCGUUUUUACCUCCUGUAGGUGAAGAGCUCUUUCUCUCACCUUUAUUUGUUUUUUUCUUCUGACCUCAAUGGCUCAAGUAGGAAGUAAUAAACAAAAGCGAAUGCCACGCCCAGUUCGCCACAGAGCACCAAUCAGCACAAGCUAAUGCUGAUCGACAAGCCAGAAGUGAUGAUUGUGAGUUUUUGUUAUUUGUCUGAAGUAGGUACAGUGUCAGUUGUGAGGACACGUGAUGAUGGCCGUCUCGAAGGAUGGCCAGGAAUGAAGAUUGUUUCUUUGGUCCUGUGUGAUGUCAUAGAUUACGGCAGCUCGCUUUUCAGAUAUCUGCCGCUGUUUUGUGGCCCUAAUACGUAACUAACACAUCAUACACAUCCUUAUUGUGAUUAUAUAUAAGCUUCUGUUUGCUCAUCACAUGAUUCUAUUGCACUCUGUAUGUAUAAAGGUAUAUGGUCUCGGUUUCUCCAAAGAGAAAUGUUUAAACUUGUAUUUGACUCCGUUUUACUGUUAGAACAGAGAGAAAUAUUUAUGUGAAAAUAUAUCAGAUCCACGAUAAAGCAUUAUGCGUUACGUUUUUUCAAUUUUUCUAUAUCCGCCUUCCCUGAUAGUACACAUACAGUACAUCUGGCAGACAUCUAUUUGAUGUAUUUACAUCUGCAAGACAUUUUUUUUAUGCAUUUACAUCUGCAAUACGUCUCGGAGACAUCUGUUGUCAGAUGUCAUAUAGACCUCUAGAAGAUGUCCGUAAGAUGUUCAUGAUUUAGAAUGUAUGUAAAACUGCUCUUUCUUAGAUGUUUAUCAGAUGUUUUUACGCAGCAGAUGUUUUCCAGAUCUUUAGCAGACAUCUUACAGACAUACCUGUCCUGUGCUAACUGGGUUUGGUCAAACAGAACAGAUAGCCCCGCCCCUCAAAUUUACAUCACUGAUGCCACGUGUUUACAUUCUUCAAAGAAAGCAACAUAGAAAGACUUAUAGUUGUAUCCUCAUAUUAAAAUUAAUAAUAGAAAUAAGUUAAUAUUGAAGAACUUAACGCACUUCAGCUUUAAAAAAUGUAUCCAAAAACAUUUUACCUUUGAAAUGGCUGAACUGCCGCUGGUCUUGUAUGUUAAAAGUGUAGCCUAUACUUAACUCCACAAACUUUAUAUGUUCAUAUGCCAUCAAUAAGUAUUGAAGCAAGAUAUAUUUGACUAUUUCUUCAAACUGAUCUAUAAUUUCCUUUUAUUCACGUUCUGUUGACAAAAUUCAACAAUUAUCGCAAUUGAAAACGUCUCCGGCCCUUGUGUUAUAUCAUGAGACUGGAUGCACGGUUAUGUUCAAGCCCCACACCAGCACCCAAGGGCUCCAGCGCUCACAUCAAAUCAUCCAAAACUGGAUUUAAAAGAACUAUUUGUGGAAAAAAACCAAUAGCUGCCAAUAUUGUCCGUUUAGCUGGUGUGAGGAUGGUCUCAGAGGCUGGUGCUUCCCUCCAUUCCCAUCCUGGUGCUACCAAAGGGUGCGAGACAUCUCAAUGGAGGUUUUAGGUAUAAGCUGAUGUUUCCAAUUGUUUACACUGUAUAAAUUGGGGAAACUCUUUCCAUCAUGUCUGGAAAUUGAAGUAACUUUUGGGCACAAGUAUCGGGUGCUAUUUGGAAGAUAUCCCAGAUGCGCUGGAAUAUAACUAUACAUUUUUCACUUAAAAUACAGUAUGCUCUUGCCUCGGAUAAGAUGACUUUACCGUACACAAAAUUACAGUACUAAAUGUUAGUUUGAUUUCCAAUGAUGUAUCACACACGUUACUAUAGUGCUUAUGUAUUGGCUGCAGUUUUGUUAGGCCAGGGUUCAGUAGGGGUGUUCGUUUUCCUGUGCGCAGGUCAUUUUAUCGAUGAAAAUAAAAAGCUACACAAGACGCUUAUCAGCUACGAUGUGAAUAUGUUGUUUUUCAGCCAUGCUUGUUCAUCUAUUUAGAGUACAGUAUCGCCAACUUACACAGGUUAAACGCUAUAUGAUGUACCUACAAUACUUACAGUAUAAGCUACCUAGUAAACAGUUAAACAGUAUUUACUGCUGCUCAUGAAUAUCAACUUUGGUCCACGUUUCAUAGUUACGCAGUACCGAGUACACCGUGAUCUGCGGCUUUAUUGCUCGCUGGCUUUAGCUUAAUGGUCUUCUCUGGUUCGAUGUCAACAUACAGUAUACAGUAGGUAAUAACCAAGAUAUUAUGAUAUUAUUAUUAUUACUCAACGUGUAACUUUUUUUUACUGUUGAUCCAUAUUUUAAGCUACUUUAGCACAGUUUUAUAGGUGUACAGAUUCAAGACAUGCUUCCUGUUUGACAUUUUUAACCCGGGCCAGAGUUGUAACAGUUUGUAAUUAUGAUAGGUUAGCCACUUUUAAAGACGCAGUACGCUUGCAGAAAGGUUUUGCCGUCUCUUCUGAACAGGUUUGAAAGCUACCCAAAAACGAACAUUUGUUGUUAAUUUACUCACCUUUACGCCGUCCGAGACGAGGGUGACUUUAUCUUUAGUAGAAGAGUAAGGAUUUUAAGAGUUAUUUGGUCCUUGGUGAUUCAUGAAAUGCAGUUCCUGAGACGCCACAGAUGCUAGCAAUGCAAAAAUCUUAUUUAAACUCAUGCACGUAUAUGUCUAGUUGAGGGUGAGGGAAUUAACAGCAAAAUCUAAUUUUACGGUGAAUCAUAAAUAGGAAUGCACAAUAUUAUCGGUACGACGAAAGUGGCUCAUAAUUAAAAUAUCGGUAUUGGUAUAAAUAGAGAUGCACAAUAUUAUUAGUACAACAAUAUUAUCGGCCGAUAACGGCCAACAAAUAAAAUAUCGGUAUUUGCCCGAUAUUAAAAAUUAUGCUGACAUUCUUUGCUGAUACGCAGAUGAGUUAAUUACAUUUUAGAAUCAUUAUCCAAGGCAAGCCUGCCAUGAUGCCUGUAUUGAUGCCUCUUUAAAAAUAAAAAAGUGAAUACACAAAAUAUUUGGGUUUCUUAAAGAUAUGAAAAUAGCAAUAUACACUUAUAUAAAAUAACUUUCUUAAUCUUAUUCUUUUCUUAAUCUUUUAUUACAUUCUAACACAUAUUUACAAAUGAAACCUCGGACUCUCAAAUCACAAAAUAAAUAUAUAAAUACAGUUUUUGGUAAAAAAUGUUCCCUCUCUUUGCAUGAGAGGAAAAGAAGACAUGUACACCUACACUAUGUAUCGGUCGGCUAAAAUGAGCUGAAAAAUACCGGCAAGGCGAAUAUCUGCAAAAAUGCAAUAUUGUGCAUCCCUAAUUAUCGCUUUAAUCUGAUUAAUCAGAUAUCCAUAUGUUUAUCACUGGCAUCAUUGUUGGACUCGUGCAUAAAUAUUGGUUCAGUUUGCAUAUCCCAUGACCCAAUGCAAGGCCGUGCUGACCGCCUUUGCACGAACGGAGUGCUUCAUGUAACUCCAAACUACAACUCAGCAAUAGCCAGAUGGCAGAUGGGCCACUCACUAGUCUGCUUAUGUAACUGUGUGUACUUGUGUGUAUGUUUGUAUGUCGAGCCACAAACAGCAAGCGUGAGUGGAGGCCAUUGACGGUACGGGACGAUGUGGAAAUAAAGCUACGUCUGCAGAAAUUACUAUGAGGUGGAUCUUGCCGAGAGGAAAUAUCCAGACUGCACAUUUUGCUGUAUUUUUAUAUAUAAAACAGCUCCACCCGGCUAGAACUUUAGUCUCUGUUGGAGAGUUUUUAAUCCAAGCUGUCAUCCGAGUGCCUUGUAAUAGGCAUGACGGUGUUGACGGCGAUCUGCAAUGCAUACUAACAACAAAAUAGCUGCCGGGUCCCCGUAGCGCAUGAUCAGGUCGUGUCUGUCCAGACUGCUUAGUUCAGGGGCGGAGAAAGGGGGACCCGAAAUGUUUUUUGUUGUUUUCCGUGUAGGGGGAGUUGAAUCUCUCCGAACUCUUUCAGGAAUGUAUUUGUACGAAGGAAUACUGGAGUCUGACUGUGCCUUGGCGAGGUAUAAUACUGUGCGUAGAGACGCACAGAAAGCAAAGGAAUGUUUCUGGUGUCGGCUUGUCUGAGUUCAUUACGUCUGGGUAUAAACGUGUGGGAAUGGAAGCCCCUUUUUUACUUUGAGCAGAUUUAAGGUCUAGCGUUUGCUUUCUUUCAGAUAGUCUUUUGAUGAAUAUGAAGCUUAGGGAUGGAGGGGGUGGGCGUUUUUUUACCAGUCGUGCUUUGUAAACGACUUUCAGCUACAGUUUUGUAGUUGUUUUUCAUCUCCGGCUUUGGAAACAGCGGAAAGCAUUUAAUCAACAUUUCAGAGUCUGUUGAUUACGGCUGUGUUUUAUAGAGCGGGGAAAGUUUUUCUUGCAAGAUGCUUAAACAGUGAGAUCAUUCAUUAUUCUCCGAGAUUAAAACUUCAGCCAAACAGAGUAGAUAGGACUGUGUAGAAACGACUGUACGGUUAUGAAUGACUAACUUGAUUAUAUUCAGAUACAAAUUUAUGAGACCACCUGCAGAGAAAAGUAUGCUUUCAGUCCUAUUCGUACAGACAAUACAAAUGUUCCUAAAUCUAGCAGGCGAUGUUAAACUCUUAAUUUUGAGAUACUUAAUAUUUAGGCAGAAUUGCUCAUAUAAUUUACAUACAGGGCAAUUCCUGAAUAAACAAUGAUGAGCUUGGAGAAAAAAAUGUAAAGUGAUAGUUCACGCAAAAAUGAAAAUUAUGUCAUCAUUUACUCACCCUCUUGUCAUUUCAAAACUGUAGGACUUUCUUUAAAAUAUCUUCUUUUGUGUUCUGUAGAAGAAAGAAUGUUGGUACCCAUUCACUUCUAUUGUAUGAUAAAGGGUACCUCCAUUGUUCGGUUACCGACAUUCUUCAAAAUAUCUUCGUUUUUGUUCUGCAGAAGAAAGAAAGUCUUACGGGUUUGAAAUGACAAGAGAGUGAGUAAAUGAUGACAGAAUUUUUACUUUUGGGUGAACUAUCCCUUUAAUACGAAACAAGUUUUUAGGACCUUAAGAUAACAAAGAGCAACACAACUUGUUAGGUUUUUGAACAGAGCUAUUGUAACUCUUUUCUAUGUCAAUUAGAUACAAGUCAAAAAUUGUAAAUGUAUUUUACAUCUAAAAAAAAAAUCAACAGAUAAGCCUUCGAGAAGCUCUCUGAAUGGAUUAUCUCACUGCUGACCAUUGUCAAUCAAGAACCAUGUUAACCUCAAGAACUCAAAGACUGUCGCACAGGAUUUUUACACUUUUUCAACUAUUUGCUGAUCUAACUGUAUUUUUUAAUACUGCAUGUGCAUGCCGAAAAGAACAUAAAAUAUCUGAAUGUUGUUUGUGAUGUUUUAUCUGUGUAAAGAGACGCAGGGCAGGCAGGCUGCUGUUACUUUAGGAAUAACCUCUUUCAAAAUGUGUUUGUUUCCAUCACACAGCAUCUUUAAAUAGUGCCCCAUUUUAAGGGCUUUUCCCUCUUGUGAAAUGGCUUCAUUCCUCAAAGAAACAGAUCACCGAUAAAUUUCCCUCAUGAAAUUCCAAACUGGACUGAAGAACCGUUUAAACGUUGCAUUGGUUCUUGCAUAUUACUUGAGUAAAAAAAUGUGUAUUUUCAGAGAUUUCAUUUUUAUUUGGUUUCAAUUCAGGGAGUUUCAAACUCCUACAGAUCAAGCUUAAGCACUUAAACCGAAUCAUUUAUAAAACCAUUUUAAGCGAAAUACUAACGCAAAUGUCCACCCUGUUAUGCACAAACACAUUACAGCUAAAUAGACUAAUAAUAUAAAAUGAUUCCAGUUGGAAUCACAUGAGGGUGUGCAAACAAUGAUUGGAUUGUCUCUUUAAGGGACAGCUUUUGACUCGGAUUAUUUUGCCGCCGUUCUCACACUCUGGGCCACAAGCCAAAUCUGUGUGGUCUCUCAUAAACCCGUUCUAUACUUAGCAUGUGCACGCAUCCCCGAUUUUAUAGCCCGUUACAGGGGGAGCCGCCCUAAAAACCAAACGGAUGCUGAUGAUGAAAGAAACGGCUUCUGACCUCAGUAGCAGACGUGAUGAUAACAAAUGCAAUACGUAAGCACUUCAAAAUGAGCGCUACGUAAAGACCAGUUGAGUUGAGAGGGCCAAUAAAUGUGUCUGUUCUUGUUCUGCAGUCAGCCCCAACUGUGCUUUUUUCUGACACCUUUCUGUCUUAUUGUACGUUUUUUUUUGACAUUCCUGGUUUAAGAAGUACGUUGUCUGAUGUUGAAUGAGGGCAUCCGAUGUCCUCUGCACAUGAUGGAAGUCUACUGUGUAAAGAGAUAAAAAAGGAAAACUCAGGAUGUCUUCAUCUUUGCAUGCCGCUGCUAGCAGACGCAGCAGUUACGUUGUAAAGCCAUAAAAGAAAAGAGGUGUUUGGGUGACCCGCGCCAUUUCCCAAAACAAUAACGUCCCAAAUACCACAUAUAUAUAUAUAUAUAUAUAUAUCAUUUGACCAUUAAGCAAUGUUUAGAAUAUAUUCUUUCAGCUGUGUUUUAUUCAUUAUUGCACAUCGACUACAUGUAUUUCAGAGUUUGUUCAAGGAGGGACUUGAUGUCUUUAUGCCACGUGAAAGACAUUGUAGAUCCAGCCUGUUUUUUCAGGCGUUUGAAGAAAGAUGAUAAUGGACUAACCUGAAAUUGGUCGCUUUUAAAAACCGUUUUACAUUGGGCAUAAUUAUUUGAAGAAUCCAAAGAUUUUCUUUCAAAUGAUUGCAGCCCAUCUUAACCUGAUAAACUCUUCAUUCUUGGGUUUUUGAUGCAGACGCCGCGUGCCAGGUUAAGUGUAAGAGUGCAGCACAGAAAUGUCUUCGUCAUCGCUCGCGUGCACUCCCGCGGGGUUUAACCUUUGUAACGUAUCCCUCAAAGCUUUCUUCUCUAUAAAGCCAUUAUAAUGCAAUGAAGCAAGGUUUGAAAACCCUAUCCUUGAUUAUAAUUCCUGCUGAAAGCUGGUAGCCGACAACAAUGAAUUCUUAAUGAAAUGAAAACAAAUGUAGCCCUUUUGUUAAGCGGUGUCAAGCAAGCGUCAGCGGAAAUGAGGGCCUUAAUUAAAUGAUAUUUUCAAUGCCGCUAUAUUUUGUCAGCGUGAGUGUCUAGUCUGUUCAUUUGGAUACAAUUAUGCAAUUUUAUGCUUUAGUGCACAGGUUCACAUGGCAACGUAUAGAAAUCCUAAUACGACUCAAAGAAAUUAUUUUUACACCACACGUCUCGUCUGUGGACUGUAGGGGGUAGUGAUGUUGUCAGAGAUGAUAUUACGUUAUCUGGACUUUAAAUACUGCAAUACAUGAACUGAAAAGCACUUGCUAUGUGUAUUACAAUGUCUUACAAUGUUAAUGGCACUGUUUGUUUUCUUUUUCCUUUCUUUCCUCUUUCCAAUGUUGAAAAGAUCUUCACCUCCUAAAGGAGGAAACACUCGGUGACUGUUAUUCUUCUUCUCUUUCACUUGCUGGCUGUACUAGUUUUUACUCGGAGCUCUGUGUGUAAAUAGAAACUGCCAUUGUAAUUGUGCUACAGUGACAAAUGUUGUGGUGCUUGUCAGUGCCGCUGUUGUUUAUAUUGAUGAAUAUGGGGCCUGUGCUCUUAACUGUCACAGAAAAAAUAAAAACGGAUUUUUCGGCAGCUGUUUACUAUACGAUGUGUGCCGGUGUGUU